GUUAUCAUUCACCAUGUACUUUUCAGAGAGUAAAAUUGUCAAGUACUUACGGUUCCGUUUCACAUUUCAAGAUUUUCUAAUAACGAAUGGAUAAAAUAAGUGAUUCAUCAGGAAGGAUGGCGGUAGAUAAAGAGGUUGAGGAAUAUCUAGAAGCGUCUGGUAAUCCUCUGCUAGAUGAUUACAUGGAUCCUAUCAAUAAUCAGUACGGAGUAUUCAAUCCGACUCAAGAACCAGGUUUCAUAAACAGGUCUACCAUGUUGGACGAUAUUCCAACCACCGAGCUAUACACCCUGGUUAUACGAAAUAUUCCUCUUCUUCUCAAUAUUAAAGGAUUCAAAGGUCUAUUCUCCUACUAUGGAGAAGUUCAGGACUGUUACCUAGGGAAGCCCGCGAGGAACGAGAAUACGACCUGGGGUAAAGUUUCAUUUCUGAGCAAGAGAGAAGGAGCAGCUGCCAUUGAGAGUUUACAUGAUCAGAAACCUUUACGUCUACAAGUAUCAUGGUUCACUACAAAGAAAACUAAAGAAAACUGGCGUAGGAAGACAGAAUUGGAGCAGGAUUUUGAUUCUACAACCAGGAACAGUUAUGAUGAAUUAAUUAAGAGAGCUGAGGAGAAGAUAAUGAAUAUUAAUGAGAAUUGUCUGCCUGAAGGAGACCUGAAACAGAAGAGUCUGGUUACAGAUGAGAGAUCAAGGUUUGCUAAAGAUAAUGUUGGUGUUGAGGAAUCUAAUACCUGGGGAUAUCCUCUCUUCCAGCCUAGAUAUGACCCUCAUCCCUGUGACCAUUGUAGGGGAAAGGGACGACUGGUAUGCUCAGUUUGCCAGGUUUGGUAUUGCAGUUAUAAAUGUCAAGUUCACUCCUGGCCGAUACACAAAUAUGACUGUAUUCCUCCUCCUCCUCUAAUGCAUCCUGCUGGAUCUAUGUUAGACUCAACUCCAAUCAACCCUUCCUCCUCACUCAUUGUUUCAAGGACCAACUCCAGUGCUGCUAAGGUGGACGUGGUCAGAAAGGAUGAAUCAUUGAACACUAGUACCAAUGAAGAGGCGAUUACUACCCAAAGUGGAAUUGUUGAAUGCAGCAAGAAAGCUAAUCAAGGUACCAAGAAUGUAGUUACUCCUGGAACCAAUAUCAUAGAUGAAACUUCGUACCCUAGCAACCAAGAAGAGGUGAAGACGACUGGAAGUAGAAUUGUUGAAUUGACCAGGACUCAAGAUGAGGUGAAGGAAUUAAGCAGGACCCAAGAAGAUGUGAAGGAACUGAACAGGACUCAAGAUGAGGUGAAGGAAUUAAGCAGGACCCAAGAAGAUGUGAAGGAACUGAACAGGACCCAAGAUGGGAUGAAGGAAUUGAGCAGGACCCAAGAUAAGGUGAAGGAACUGAGUAGGACCCAAGAUGAAGUGAAGGAAUUGACCAGGACUCAAGAUGAGGUGAAGGAAUUUAGCAGGACCCAAGAGGAAGUGAAGGCGACCAAGAGUGGAAUCGAAACCAAAGAAGAUCUAGAACACAAUGGGUCUGGCGACAGGGUGAAACAUGAAACAAAGAAAACUAUUACAUCAGAGUUCAAAUUUAAACCUGGAAUAUUCCACUCUUUGUUUUCUGAACCUGAGCUUGAGCUAAAUCUGAAGUAUGAGUUGAUCAGUCCUAUUAGUGUCUUUGUUUCUCCGUCCGAGUUCAACGUUGAGUUGAGUAUUAGUCGUAUCAGCUCUUCCAAGAUAGAAAGUCUUCUUCAGUCUCUAAGUAGUCAACCUGAACCUCUGAUCUGGAAGGUGGAGAAGUCGUCUCCUGUUGCUGUAAAGUACAAUGAGGUUUGGUUCCGGGGUUAUGCAAUUAAGAAGAAGAGUGGAGAGUUUGUGGUGUAUCUCCCCGACACUGGACAAACCGUAUGUGUGAAGCAAAGCAAUCUUCGACCCUUGUCAGAUCAAGCUUUUAAUUAUCCUGUCUGCUCAGUUCAGGUGUCGCUAGGCGGAGUUAAGCCCUUGAAUAAGGAAGAAUGGGGAGAUAAUGCCUGUGCCCUCAGUAGAAGUUUUCUGAAUAGUGAAAACAGUUCUCUAGACAUGAUAAUCCUUGGAAGAGAGCCUAGUGGAAGAUUAUCCGUUGAAAUUCUAAAGAAUGGGGAGCAUAGUCUUAAAGAUCUGCUCAUUCAAACUAAGAAUGGUGAGUCAACUCUUAUUCAAAACUGUUCAAUCGAUUGUUCCUUUCGGAAAUAUGAGUUGAAAGAAUCCUUCCCUAAUACAGAUACUGAAUCCUGUAUUACCAGCAAUUCAGUAAAUCCUGAAGAUACGUUAACUGCCACUUCAACAGUGCAGGAGUCAGCAUCUACUCUGUCAGUGAAGACAUCUCUUGGUGAAGUAUCUACAUCAGAGCAGACCCCUCGUAACCCUGGUACAACCCCACUCAAGUCUCAUGCAGUAACUACAAGUAGACGAGAGUAUCCUGAAAAUGCCACUCCUAUGGCAACAUAUCGCUGUACCGUCUCUUACGUAGAGUCUCCUGAUUCAUUCUAUGUAUCUCCACUUGAAAAUCAGGAGGUUUGGGAGAAGAUAUUGAUGGAUAUUCAGAACCCUAGUUGCUGUUUCUACACCAGAGCAGAAGUCUGCUAUUGUUUCUACACCGGUACAGAAGCCAUCUGCUGUUGUUUCAACACCGUUACACAAGUCAGCUGCUGUUGUUCCAACAGCGGUGCAGAAGUCAGCUGCUGUUGUUUCAACACCGUUACACAAGUCAGCUGCUGUUGUUUCUACACCGGUACAGAAGUCAGCUGCUGUUGUUUCUACACCAGUACAGAAGUCAGCUGCUGUUGUUCCAACACCGGUACAGAAGUUAGCUGCUGUUUCCACACCAGAGCAGAAGUCUGCUGUUGUUCCUACACCGGUACCAAAAUCAGCUGUUGUUCCAACACCGGUAAAGAAUUCAGCUGCUAUUCCUACACCACCAAAUAUGGCAACAUACCGCUGCACUGUCUCCUACGUAGAGUCUCCUGAUUCAUUCUAUGUAUCUCCACUUGAAAAUCAGGAGGUUUGGGAGAAGAUAUUGAUGGAUAUUCAGAACCCUAGUACCAGUCUGGAUCUAGUAGAA
Eurytemora carolleeae is the source of this 3075-nucleotide messenger RNA. RefSeq lists its product as uncharacterized. The record is from RefSeq and is a predicted model, not a curated record. Lineage: Eukaryota; Metazoa; Arthropoda; Copepoda; Calanoida; Temoridae. Gene Ontology annotation, molecular function: RNA binding. Bases 87 to 2981 code for a protein of 964 amino acids. The transcript has 11 exons.